AUGCCCAGGCCGGGGAGCCGCGGCGGCGCCGGCGGAGCGAGCACUCCAACGCGCGAGCGAGCGAAUGAAUGGAUGGACGGACGGACGGACCGAGGGGACUCGCGAGCUGGGCCGCGGGCGCCCGGGGAUCGGCGGGCGACGGAGCCGGGGUGGCUGCGCCGAGGCCGAGAGGGAACGACGGGAGGCCACGCGUUACAUAACCCGGCGGCCCGAGGCGCAAGGGCGGCGCGGCGGGGCGGGCUGCAGGCCUCGGAGCGGCCCGGCCCCGGCCUCCCUGCUCCCCAGCCCCGGCCUCCCCGCUCCCCUGCUCCCCCGGCCCCGGCGGCCCCGGCCCCGGCCCCGGCAUCCCUGCUCCCCUGCUCCCCCGGCCCGGGCAUCCCCGCUCCUGUCUCCCCGGCCCCGGCCUCCCCGGCAUCCCCGCUCCCCGGCCCGGGCCUCCCCGCUCCCGGCCUCCCCGGCCCCGGGGCUCCCGUCUCCCCGCUCCCGUCUCCCCGUCUCCCGUCCCCCCGGCCCCGGCCUCCCCGCUCCCGUCCCCCCGGCCCCGGCCUCCCCGGCCCCGGCCCCGCGGCUCCCCGCUCCCCGGCCUCCCCGCUCCCGUCCCCCCGGCCCCGGCCUCCCCGGCGAGCGGAUGCCCGGCGCCCCUCCCCCCACCCGCCGGCCCGGGGUCGCUCACCUCCCGCGCCGCCGCGGGCCACCAUGCCCGGGCCCAGCCGCUUCCUCGGGCCUCGUCGCGGGCGCCGCCGCCACACAGCGUCCUCCGAGCCGCGCCGCGCCGAUCCCCGCCGCCCGCGCCGCCCGCACUCACCGGGCGCGGCGCACGCGCGCUGCUCGCGCCCGGCCCGAGGCGACCCCGGCCCCGCCCUCCGCUCGCCCGCAGGGGCAGCGCCUGGGCCGCACGUGACCCGCGUCGCUGGCUGGCUGGGCGGGGGCAGCGCGGCGACGCACGGCGACGCACGGCGACGCACAGCCGCGCCCCGGCGCCCGGACUAA
Molecule: messenger RNA, 990 nt
Organism: Phodopus roborovskii (desert hamster)
Lineage: Eukaryota; Metazoa; Chordata; Mammalia; Rodentia; Cricetidae
Product: basic proline-rich protein-like
Exons: 1
Coding region: 1-990 (329 amino acids)
Source: RefSeq, a predicted model, not a curated record